This is a messenger RNA of Menidia menidia (Atlantic silverside), 7065 nucleotides long. The record is from the annotation of a GenBank genome assembly. Lineage: Eukaryota; Metazoa; Chordata; Actinopteri; Atheriniformes; Atherinopsidae.
AUGGAGAGGCACGUGCAAAGAAGCAUUAAAAAGCUCCCACUGACUGUAUUCCCCAAUCUGUCCUCCUCCUUCUCCACUCAAGUCAACUCUAAAAGUCAUCGCCUCCCACCGCCAAGUCUCCCACUCGGGGGAGACAAAACAAGAGACAGAGAAAUAAAUGGAAAAGAAAAGGGAGCAGGGGAGAUUAAGACAGGAAAGAUGGCGAACGAACUGGACAGAGUACGAAUCUCAGCUGCGGAACUGCGAGCUGAAGCUUCGAAUUCAGUCAACUUUACCGACGGUCUCAAAGAGGAACAAACAGACCAUUCCUUACACAAGCAGCCCAAGAGGCGUGAAGCAAAGCGCCCUGAUAUGCAACGUUACUAUCCAUCAGGUGGACAAGGAAGGCGCCAAAGGGACAACGGGGAAGGAGAAAUCAGCCACAGAGAUGCCCAGACUGCUGAAACGCACGAGUCGGAUGAGUCUUUACCGAAUGAUAAAAGCAAAGUCACUGAGAAUGUUUUAGAGAGACAAGGGUGUAAAGAUGGUGCAUCUAGUAGCCAAAAAAGGGAUGAAGACAGAGUUAGCAGUGACAACAGUUUCAUCCAGAACAGCCAAUCACAAGUUAAAAUUGAGGCGAUGAAUGAAACGUUUCUUGUUGAAAAUGACAGAGAACAUCAGGAUGGUGCUGGAGCCACAAAACCUGCAAAAAAAGCACGCAAACCUGACAGAGAAUUUUAUCAACCUGGUACUCGGAGGAGUAUCCAUGGGAAGGACUGUAGGGUUGGAAAAGAACAAGAUAAGCCUCCACCUAGGAAGCCGGAACCCGAAUCCCCAUUUACCACGGACGGAAGGGAGGGGGAUCAAAAAAGGUCCACACAAAUGCAAAAAGGGAAAGACAAAGUAAAAAAGGUGCCAGAAGAAGUGAAAUUAUCAGCAUGCAAUGAAGUAAAGGAUGGAAACCAAGAUUUGGAAGCACCUUCCUUACCAAUUGAUAUUUCUGUCAAGACAAUGACAAACAAAGUGGAAAAACUCUGCAUAAAAGAGAAAGGUAAAUCAGGUUCUGUGGACAAAGCUGUUGGAGAGUUAAGUUUCAGUGGAGGGAAAAAAGCUGAUAUUGAAAGGAAAGGUCAGGGUACAGAAACCAAGGGUGAAGAGGAAAAAGCAGAGAAGAACAGAGAGAAGGGAAACCAUAGGAGAAGAGGAGUGGAAAAAGAUAAGAACCCCGAUCCCCAAAAAGAAGGUGGUGGAGGAAAGAACAAUCUGGGAAAGCCUGAGAAAGAGAAAGACAAAAGAACUGUGGAUGGUAAAAAAAUUGAGAAGACAGGAGACGUGCACCUUAGCAAAAGAAAAGAAAAUCAGAGGGACAACAAAAAAGGAGAUAACAAUAACAGCAGUUUCCGAGAUUCUGAGAAAGAUGCCAGGGCAGCAAGGAACUCGGAUCGAGUGGUAGAACGAGGUAACCGCCACAGAUCCAACGCAAACACCACCACGUCAGCCUCAAAGCGCUAUUCCAAAUCUGAUAUCCGACACUCACGGAAUCGAACCUACAGCAGCAGCUCAGCUAGCAGCGUGACGAGCCAGGAUGGGCCUGGGCGUGGAGCGGAGCCAGUGGCCUGGCUUCAACGUCAGCAUAACAACAAAGAAGCAAAGGAAAACAGCAAAGGACGGAGGGGCCAUUUGCAAAGCUGGACGAGCAAUGAUUCAUCGUCAGAGUCGCUGGAGAGAAGUGAGCGGAGUGACAGAGCAGAAGACAGGAGGAGGAGGAGAGGAGGUGGGGACAAAGAAACAAGCACAGAGAGACUAGAGGAGAGGAGGAAUGUAAAGUCAAACAGAGUUGGAGCCGGCGGAAUCCUCAGGGGCUCCCCAGAAAAACAAUCAUGUCCUCCCUCACAGAGUGGGGAUGCACAGCAUCGCAGGCUAAUCCCGGCUCCCCGGGGCAGGGGGAGGGGGAUCCUGGUUCUCCCAGCCCGCACAGACAUCUCAAAUUCACCAGAGGUAGGGCAAAGGCUCUUCUCUGGUGUGUCCAGGGGCGGGGCAGCGGGCAGGAGCAGAGGAGGCCGAGGAGGAGGAGUGAGGCGCCUCUGGGAUCCAAAUAACCCCGAACAAAAGCCGGCUCUUACUGGCACCCCGCUCUCGCAGCAGUCAUCUCUCAAACAGCCCGUUUAUCUUCAGACUGGGACGGGAUACGGACAGCUUCACUUUCUGGACACAGACGAUGAGGUAGCAGGCAGCCCUCCAGUCCAGCAGGGGGAACAUUUCCCGUCCCAGCAGGCUGCUGCUAUUGCCUACUACAAAUUCCAGAACUCUGACAAUCCCUAUUGCUACCCCGUCCCCACCAGUGGCCUUCCCAACGCCACUGGCCAGCGCUAUCCGUAUCCGUACGGUAUGGGGCCCUACCAAAUGGCUCAUCCCAAUGGUCUGUACCAAAGCCCUGGGGUGGGUCAGUUCGUCGGCGGUUGCAGGGGAGCAGGUUACUCCCAGCAUGGAGCAGGAGGUGGUUUGAGUGUGGAGGAAUCAGAGCAACACACCAGAGGGGAGCUGGGCAGGCUGCUGCGGGCAGCAGACGCUCACGAGCUGCAGCUCAGCAACCUGCUCUCCAGGGACCGGGUCAGCACCGACGGACUGGAUCGGAUGGCCCAGCUCAGAGCGGACCUUUUGGCACUAUAUGAGCAGAUCAUCCUGACAGACAUAGAGUUCUCAGACUCUCAGAACGUGGAUCAGGCUCUGUGGAAGAAUGUGUUCUAUCAGGUUAUAGAGCACUUCCGGCAGCUCCUCAAAGAGCCCAGCUGUGACAACACCCCUCACAUCAGGAACAUGCUGCUCACGCUUCUAGAUGAGGGAGCCAUUUUCUUUGAUGCGCUGCUCCAGAAGGUUCAGACUGCAUACCAGUUCAAGUUAGAAGAUUACAUGGAUGGAAUGGCGAUCAGGGCUCGUCCGUUACGGAAAACGGUCAAGUAUGCACUAAUAAGUGCUCAGCGCUGCAUGAUCUGUCAGGGAGAUAUCGCACGGUACCGGGAACAAGCGAGUGAAUCUGCCAACUAUGGCAAGGCUCGCAGCUGGUAUCUGAAAGCCCAGCAGAUUGCCCCCAAGAAUGGACGACCUUAUAACCAGCUAGCCCUGUUGGCUAUAUACACAAAGCGGAAGUUGGAUGCGGUGUAUUAUUAUAUGCGCAGCUUGGCAGCUUCCAACCCCAUUCUGACAGCAAAGGAAAGUCUGAUGAGUCUGUUUGAAGAAGCUAAGCGUAAGGUGGAGCAGCUCCAACGGAGGAGAAGGCAGGAGCAUGAGGGAGGCUCCCUGGGUCCAGCAGUGAGAGGAAGAGGAAGAGGGGAAGACGGAGCACGUGUGGAGAUUUGGAUCCGUCCCAGUGCAACUGCAACCCCCUCCUCACAGAGAGGAGGGAGUGAGUCCAGCAGAGACUCGGAGCAGGAUGGAGAGCUGGGCAGUCUGAGUGCCACUGAUCUAAAUAAGAGAUUCAUUCUGAGUUUCCUGCAUGCACAUGGAAAGCUCUUCACUAAAGUGGGUAUGGAGUCCUUCCCUGAUGUGGCGAGCCGGGCUCUGCAGGAGUUCAAAACGCUGCUUCAACACGGCCCUUCACUACUCGGCAGUACACACAUGCUGCAGAUAAUCACCAUCAACAUGUUUGCGAUUCACAAUGCCCAAAGCAGAGGUGAAGAAGGAGAUGUCCGGUCUGUUUUACUGGGGCAGACCACGGCGCUGGGCCUCAGCAUGUUCUCGCUGCUGGUGCAGCGCUGCACAGAGCUCCUCAAAGAAACCCCUGCAGAACCAGUUGCCAUAGCCGAAGGAGAGGAGGAUGAUGGAAGAGCGGAUGAGAUGAAGGGGAUGGUCCGAGUUUCUGCUUUCCCUCUGGACCUGAGAGAACUACUUCCGAGCAUCAAGGUGUGGUCUGACUGGAUGUUGGGACACCCAGACCAGUGGAACCCACCACCCUGCAGCAUAAGCUGCAGCCCUGAUGUUUGGCAGUGCCUGGCUGACUUGUGUAACAUGCUGGCGCGUGUGGAUCAUGAGGAAGUGCCACUGUACAAAGUUGAUAGUGAUGAGGGUGAGGGAGACGAGGAGCUGACCGUGCUUCAGCUCAAAGAGGACAAGCUGCUUGCUGGCUUUGUUCCACUGCUGGCUGCACCGCAGGAGCCCUGCUACACAGACAGACACACUGACAUGGCAAUUGCAGCAGAUUGUAAGAGAGUGACUGUUCUGAAGUACUUUCUAGAGGCUCUGUGUGGACAGGAAGAGCCCCUGCUGGCCUUCAAAGGAGGCAAAUACAUAUCUGUGGCAAAUUCUCCGUCUAAAAACUCCGUAGAUGCACGAAGGAGACAGGACUCUGUAACAGAGAAAGAGGCUGACGAUGUCAUACUGGAGGCAGAAUCAUCUCUCUCGGCAUCAGAAGAAGAGGAAGAGAUGGAAGACGGCGAGCAUGAUGAGAACAACAUCAGACUCUUGAAGGCGCGUCGCCAUGCCCUCGCUAACAAACUGGCACAGCAGCAGAAACGCAGGGACAAAAUACAGGCUGUGCUGCAGACUAGUGGACAGUUGGAGCUGGAAGUGAGGCCUCUCUUUUUGGUCCCAGAUACCAAUGGAUUCAUUGAUCAUCUGGGAGGCCUGAAGAGACUCCUUCAAUGUGGAAUAUACAUAAUAGUUGUGCCACUCAUUGUGAUUACAGAGUUAGAUGGCUUGGCUAAAGGCCAGAACCCUGCUAGUGGAGGAGUGGGACCAGGAGGGCGCAGCGCUGGCGGUCGUGGCAACUACAAUGUUAUCGCGGCCCACGUGAUAGCAGUACAGGAGAAGGCCCGGUUAGCAGUGGCCUUCCUCGAAAAAGGCUUUGAGGCAAGGGAGCCGUGCCUCAGAGCCCUGACGAGCCGAGGAAACCAGCUAGAGUCCAUUGCCUUCCGCAGUGAGGACACCUCUGGACAGCAGGGUAACAAUGAUGACGUGAUUUUGUCCUGUUGUCUCCACUACUGCAAAGACAAGGCAAAGGAUUUCAUGCCUCAUCAGAGAAAUGGGACAGUCAGGCUCCACAGAGAGGUGGUGCUCCUCACAGACGACCGCAACCUGCGCGUCAAAGCUCUGACCCGCAACGUGCCUGUGAGAGACAUACCUGCUUUCCUCAGCUGGGCUAAAGUAGGCUGAGUAAGACGAAGUCUGGAUCAAAGGAAUCCAACUGCUGAAGCCUGCUUGGUCCUCAGCCAGGAGAGAAGACACUAAAGCAGAGAAAGGAGAAGAGGUGAUAGCUGGGGAGAGGAAAGGCUAAAGAACCACUUCUGAUUACAUACAAGCACAUUAAUGUGGGAUGAUGUCAUUGAGCUAUUCCCCUCUUGUGAUGAAGUGUGUGUGUGUGUGAACGCGUAUGUUUGUAUUAAGAUCAGCGAGCUUCCCCAGAACGAGGUAAGAAGAGCUAAGAAGUCUCCAGGAGUUUGGAACAUAAUGGAGUAAUGAAGCAAAAUGGAGUCAUUCGGGAUGUAGGUUUCUUUGUUCAAACUCAAACCUCUGAACCAAUUUAGUGUGCACUCUGCGAGCAGCUUACCUUUGAAGAAGAUGAAACCAGAGAGGGUGGAUGUCAAUGGUCAUUUGACUAAAAAAAACAGCUAAACUGAAGGCUGUAAAUGGCAGUUCCAUGCCUCUCGGGGGGGCGAGGCUUUGUGUGUUCAGCCUAGCUGAGCCGAGAGAACAGUAGGUAGAGAAGAGCACAGCUGGGAGGUGUGUAGCAGGACAGUUUGAGGAGGCUGAGUGCAGCCAGGGUUAACUGAGAGCUCUCAUGCAAACUCAGCAGCUCUCCCUCGAAAUGCUUAAUGUGGUCGUUCCUCCAGUUUGAUGCGAAAAGUACACUUUUGUGUGCAAGCGAAGGAAAACCUUUUCAUGUCAACCACAAAAGCACUGAUGAUUCUUUAUUUUCUGCUUUUACCUGUUCCUCAGUUCUUCUGUUAAAAAACUAUUUUCUUUCUGCUUCCACUUUGUUGUUAAGAGUUUGAUAAUAUGCAUCUGCAAAGGUUGUGCAAAGGCAGCAUGAACCAUCAGUGAUUACAUUUUCUCUUUCUUUGGUGCCGUCCUAUUCGUGAAUACUGAGCUGGAGUCUCUGAGCUGCGUCUCAGAUGGUUUUGUUUCCAAUUCCAGGAAAAUAUGCCUCAUUGAUCACCUCUGAUGGACUGUGAGUAACACUGGGUAAAAUCUAUACCACAGGAACUGUACAUAAUUUGGACUCAGCUAUCCAGACAGCUAAAAUGUUAGACCCUUCUGUCUUUGACAACUUUGCAGAAACUAUUAUCAGGUAGCACCAGGUGAUAUUUCUUUUUUAUUUUCUCUUCAUCUUUACACACUGGUGUUUUUGUUCUUUUUAGUUUCAGUUAACCUCUUUUUGUGUUUUCUCUGUUCAUCAGGCAAAUUCUGUUUUUCCUCACAUUUGAUUUCAUCCAAACAGUAUCUUACAUGUUGUAAAAUGUCCCUCAAGCCACACCCACAGACCGUGGCGUGCGAAAACUGAACACAGACGCUAUUGUGCUGUCGCUUGCUCUUCAUUGCUUUGGGCCUUAGAUCACAGUGCAAGUCUCUUAGCCCGUCUGGGACUAUCUGGAUGUUUUGAAACUGUUAUCUACAUGUGAGUCUCCUGGUUUGUAGCUUCUAUUCAUCAGGCACUACUAAGAGCCGAUUUGUGUGGAUUUCAGACACCACUGUCCUACGUCUUUUCAGCUCGACUACUGUCAGCAGCAGAUGUUCCCUCACUUGUAUGAACCAUCCAAAAAGAGGGUGUUGAUCAGUGUGUGUUGUGUUUAGUGGCUCUGUCAGCUUUAGCAUUGAUGCGAACAUUGUGACUUAAUCAGCUAAUCUCAGUACAGCUUUCUCAUCAUCAUUAAAAAUGUUUCAGACCUCAUGUUUGCCCAUCACUAAUGCUGAAAAUCAAGCUUGUGACUCCUAAGAAUGUUCAGACAUCUGAACUAAAACAACAGUACUUCCAUCUUAUUCAGAUCUCCCUGUGAACGCGGCGUUUGUUAUCCUUCUAUUUUGAAGCAUGUACACACAAUUUUACGAAAAUGGGUAUUUUUAGUUACUUUUAUGGUUUAUUUUUUUAAUGCA